Molecule: messenger RNA, 1599 nt
Organism: Medicago truncatula (barrel medic)
Lineage: Eukaryota; Viridiplantae; Streptophyta; Magnoliopsida; Fabales; Fabaceae
Product: bifunctional protein FolD 4, chloroplastic
Exons: 6
Coding region: 182-1288 (368 amino acids)
Biological process (GO): tetrahydrofolate interconversion
Cellular component (GO): cytosol
Molecular function (GO): methenyltetrahydrofolate cyclohydrolase activity; methylenetetrahydrofolate dehydrogenase (NADP+) activity
Source: RefSeq, a predicted model, not a curated record
GCCCAGUCACAUUGUUUCCCCUUUUGAUCAUCCAUCGCCGGAGGAGACUGAGAGAGGGAAUUCGAUUCUGAGUGAAAAAGUCGAUAAAAAGUUCUGAGAAGGAAUCAUUGCACAACAAAGCAACAAAACCUAUAGAUUAUUAUUAUUACUGAGUCAUUGUUUAAGAAGAAAUCACACAGUAAUGGCUUCUUCUUUGACUCAUUGCUAUUCUUCUCCUUCUUCCACCACUACUCUCCUCCUCCGCCGCCGCCAUCCCAUCAAUGUGGGUCCCACCUCUCUCCGCUUCUUCACCAUUCACUCUUCUCCCUCUUCAUCCCGUGUUCUCUCCAUUGGUUCAUAUGUCGCCCGAUACAAUGCUAAUUUUUUUUCCGGUGCCUAUAUGUCUGCUAGUGCUACCGAGGCUUCUUCUGCCAAGGUGAUUGAUGGAAAAACGGUGGCAAAGCAAAUCAGAGAUGAGAUAGCAGUUGAAGUCUCCAGGAUGAGAGAAGCCGCAGGUGUGAUUCCAGGGUUAGCUGUUAUCCUUGUCGGAGAUAGAAAGGACUCUGCUACUUAUGUGCGUAACAAGAAGAAGGCUUGUGAAACUGUUGGAAUAAAUUCGUUGGAAGUAAAUUUGCCCGAGGAUUCCACAGAAGAAGAAGUUUUGAACCAUAUUGCAGGUUAUAAUGAUGAUCCUUCGGUUCAUGGCAUUCUUGUUCAGCUACCUUUACCAUCUCAUAUGAAUGAACAAAAUGUGUUGAAUGCUGUUAGAAUCGAGAAGGAUGUAGAUGGUUUUCAUCCAUUGAAUAUUGGUCGGCUUGCUAUGCGAGGGAGAGAACCCCUGUUUGUUCCCUGUACACCAAAGGGAUGCAUAGAACUACUCCACAGAUAUGGCGUUUCUAUCAAAGGAAAGAGGGCUGUUGUGAUUGGCCGUAGUAAUAUUGUUGGAAUGCCAGCUGCUCUCUUGUUGCAAAGGGAAGAUGCUACUGUCAGUAUUGUUCAUUCCAGAACUACUAACCCUGAAGAGAUCAUUAGACAAGCAGAUAUCAUCAUCGCUGCUGUUGGCCAACCAAACAUGGUUAAGGGAAGCUGGAUAAAACCCGGUGCAGUCAUUAUUGAUGUCGGAAUCAACCCGGUAGAUGAUCCAAGUAGUUCUCGAGGUUAUAAAUUGGUUGGAGAUGUUUGUUAUGAAGAAGCCGUAAAAGUUGCCUCUGCUAUUACACCUGUUCCUGGAGGUGUUGGUCCAAUGACUAUUGCAAUGCUUCUACAAAAUACGCUCAUCUCUGCAAAGAGAAUCCAUAGUUUUGAAUAAUAAUCUAACAAAAUGAUGUAUAUCAUUAUGAGCCAUCAGUUCUUGAUUAGAAGAGUCUUGGAUUUUGCCUUAUCUUUGAUUUUAUUGUACUUUGAUAAAAAGUUGGAGGUGGAGGAGGAGUUUACCACUUCCAUAUAGGUUCAUUUGUCGGAAAAAAGUCUCCGUCCAUGUCUACUUAGAGUACACAACUCAAUAAUGUUUACGUAUAAUUAGAGUACUAAAGUAGACAUGUUUGUGAAAAAAGGUGUAAUUUAAUGAAAAAAUUAUAACCCACAUCAAUCUUAUUGAUCUAGUUACUUUUGUCUCUAAUA